UCUCAUAGUAAACAAUCGUUUCGCAGAUAAUGUGUGGCUCAAUUCAUUGUUUGACCGUCUUAUACUACGUCAUAAGAAAAUACACAAUUGAGUUUGCAAAAUAAAAAUAUAAUUCGUUUUCGGAAUGUAUUCAAAGUUAUUUGUGGUUGUCCAAUAAUAAAAAAGUAGUUGUGUGCAGAGGGACGACAAUCGCGUCGCGGUGGUCGUAUUAAUCAGCGUAUGCCGCAGUCUGAGUGGCGUACGGGCGGGGACGGUCGCGUCAAACAAGCGCUCCGAGCUUACGCGCGUGACUUACGUGAUGUUAAUAUAACCGCGCUCAUUAUACUAUAGUGUUCGUGUUAUAGUAUUGUCCGAGUGACGCCUCGUUUAAGCAUGCUGAUGGUACAAUCAAACGCCCAUCCUAUGAAGACCACCAAAAUAAAAGGACCCCCACCUGUACCACCGAGGCCUAGCCAGAGCAUGGUGGCUGAAGCUCUGGCGAAAACGAGAAAAGCUGUUGCGGAUUCAAAGGCGACGCUGUCUAAAAGUAAAACGUUUACUAAAAAUGAAAUCAAUCAUGUUUCAUCGAAGGCCAAAACUUUGGAUAGGAAUUCGACACCGACUAAACCUUCCGUGUCGCCUCGACAAAACGGGCUCGCGCGCGUCAAAUCAUUUAUAAAAGACGUUAUCAGUGAUCGUAGCUCUUCAUCUGAUGAGAGGAAAUCAAGUGGUCAAAACUCUAGGAGAAGCUCAAGUGACAGUAGCUCGAUUCAAUCUCCAACAUCUAAUAAAUCAAGUGAAUCGCUGAAUUCCAAAGCAGUCAAAACAUGUAAACAAAUUUUAGUGCGAUCUUUAUCUACCUCUAAUAAAUUAGAUCAAGAUUCAAAGUGCAAAGUUUCCAAAUCUUCUAGUUUCGCCGAAAAAACUCUGCCCUUGCGCAAAGCUCCACCGCCUCCUAUGUCACCAAAACCUAAGUUAAAACCAAUGAAACCCUUACCACUUGUACAAAAAAAUGUUAAACAGAGCAGAUACUUAAAGCAACCGGAAAUUGGUAUAUAUACAUUGCCAGUAGAUGCGAAGCCUCCGCAAAGUCCGAGUACAGAAGGAUGUUAUGCCACAGUAGCAGAGAUACCAAGUGUGGAAGACAGAUUACAGAACACAACACUGAAACCACUCAAUGGCCUAACAGAUAUUAAAGAUAAUUCGGAACAAAACACACAGGAUGAGGCUUUAAAUAAAAACAACAAUUCCCUCGAAAGAAAAACAUCAAGAGUAACCGAAAUGCUUAUUUCAGAAAUUCUCGCGAGUAGAAACAAUAACAAAGACGAAGCGAAUGCCGUUAUAGAUAAAGGGAAGGAUUCUACGAACCUAACUAAUGGCAACGACUCGUCCGAAAACGAAAUGAUGAAGGACAUGAAUAACCAUGAAAUGUUAAUAUAUGAACUGCAAACAAUGAGGUCGCAAUCAAACGUUCCCGAAUGUUUAGACAUCAAGGAUAAUUAUGACAUGCAGUGUGAUUCAGAUUCGGAACACAACUAUGCAAUCUCGGUUACGAGCGGCAAUACUGAAGAUGAUCAAGCGUAUGCGUACAUACAAGACGAUGAUCUCAAAUCUAGACUACGCAAGCAGUUUCGAGCAAUCAGUACGAUGUCGCUGCAAGGUCUGCCUCCGUUGCCAAAGAGCCUCAGUGGCUUCGCUGACGGCGAGCCUGAUCUCAGAGAUCCGCCUGCACCAGCACCUGCUGAUGACAAUCAUCCGACGGAUCUAGACUCGCAGUUAGUCUAUUUGAAAAAGGAAAUGGCCAGCCUUCGUCAGUUAGAUCUCUCGCUCCUGUCGGAGCUGUGGUCCCUCAGCGAAGCGAUGGCAUCUUGGCGACGACAGCUCGAGCGCGGUCCGCGGCUCCGCCCGGCUCCUCCGCCCCCGCCGCCGCCGCACUAUCUCAGAACAUAAAUAUAUCUAUUAACAACUUAAGAAACAUUUAAUUUAAACCCUCCCUACCAAUAGACUUUAAUAUUAAAAAGUAAUAAACACCCGAAAUGGUAAUUUAACGUGAACUUUUAACUACUAUAUUUAAAGAGUGUUUUAUAUUGAUGAGUAAAUUUAAAUGUACUGACACAUAAUUUAUACAAUUGAUUACUCGAGAGAAAAUCGCACAUAAAAUACAUUCGAUUCAUUUUUAAUCCCAGUAUAAUACAGCAAAAACAUUAAUAUACUUAAAACGAAAUGGCGAUUAUUUCUUUAAUACAUUUAUGCUAUUCCAACGAUGCUCUUUACAUUAAAAGUUGCAUAUUUUCGAGACGAGUUAAUCUAAAGUCCUGAUUGGUUUUUAAUAUUUAAAAGCAGACAAUAUAUUAUUAUAUAUAUACCCAUAAUAAUGAUAACAUAAAAACAUGAUAUUAAAAAUCGAUUUAUUUUACUGAGCUAUAUUGUAUUAACUUAUAAGCAUUUUAUUCUUAUUAUUAUCUGUCCAAAACGUAACUUACAAUCUUUAUCGAUACAACGCAAUGCAAUAUGUAAUAAAAAAUCAGAUUUCCCUUAUUUUAACUAAAUUCGUAAUAGUUAUUUAAUACCAUUUAAUUAAAUAUUUAUGAAUAUUGUAUUGUUAUAUAAAGAAAAAACAUAUUGCAAUUAUAUUAUUUAUUUUUAACUCUUAUGUAUCAGUAUUAGUUGAUUUUAUAAGAAUGGACUUUAUAAGGUUAACAAUGUAGACAAAAAUAAGUUUAUCGGUAAUAGGUACCUGAUAUUUAUACAUUUUAAGAAACAAAAGUGAAUAAAAUAGUGCUGAAACUUCAUAAUAUUUAAUCGACUUUAUAUAAAUAUAGACGUGUGUUGUGUAUAAAAUGUGUGGA
Vanessa atalanta (red admiral) is the source of this 2828-nucleotide messenger RNA. RefSeq names its product anaphase-promoting complex subunit 11-like (gene lmgA). Gene Ontology annotation, cellular component: anaphase-promoting complex; nucleus. The transcript has 3 exons. Gene Ontology annotation, biological process: positive regulation of mitotic metaphase/anaphase transition; protein ubiquitination; anaphase-promoting complex-dependent catabolic process. The record is from RefSeq and is a predicted model, not a curated record. Gene Ontology annotation, molecular function: ubiquitin protein ligase activity; cullin family protein binding; zinc ion binding. Bases 373 to 1929 code for a protein of 518 amino acids. Lineage: Eukaryota; Metazoa; Arthropoda; Insecta; Lepidoptera; Nymphalidae.